GUCGCUCACUCUUUAUUAACAACAUCAUUUACCCCCUUUCCCUCCCUCCUUUCUCUUUCCAUUUCACGGUUUCAAGUUGAAACCAAAGACUCCUCACUUUCUCCCUACAAUAGACUCCUACUACCACUCUUUCUCUCUCUUGAUUCUCACUACAAAAACGUUAUAGUUCCCAUCACCAUACUCCCAAAAAUGCAAUUUUCAAGAAACUCAAUCCUUAGGCAACUAAGCAGGAAAGAAGGUUGGAGGUCGGCUUCUAGAAGGUGGACAUCCGGAGAUAGCUCAACGGCCUUCGCCGACGACACAAGCGGUGGUGCUGGCGGUUACUCUUCAAUGGAGGGUCUAUAUGGGGUUUAUUCUGGUGAAGAUCCGGCGGCGAGAAGGAAAAGAGUGAUGGUUGUGGUGGAUGAGACUUCAAGGUCUAAACAUGCUAUGAUGUGGGCUUUGACGCACUUGACUAACAAAGGAGACUUGAUGACUCUUCUUCAUGUUGUGUCUCCUCAUGAUGAAGCUUCGCCUUCUUUGGUUCAGUCACUUGGUUCUCUUUGCAAAGCUUGUAAACCCGAGGUGGAUGUGGAGGCGUUGGUGAUUCAAGGACCAAAGUUAGCAACUGUACUCAGCCAAGUGAAGAAACUUGAAGUCACUGUUCUUGUUUUGGGUCAGAAGAAAUCUGCACCAUUCAUCUCCUGCUUAUGUGGACCCAGUAGAUCAGAGGAGCUCGUGAAUCGAUGUAUCAAUGGUGCAGAUUGUUUGACGAUUGGUGUGAGGAAACAAAGCAACGGUGUUAGUGGCUACCUGAUUAACACACGAUGGCAGAAGAACUUCUGGCUUCUGGCCUAAUCGCAAUUUCUAAUCUUAGCAGCCGUAGUAGAACUGUUCCAUCAGUUGGUGUUAAUUUUAGUGUAAUAAACUAUGGAUCUCUUUCUUGUCCCAUCUUGAACAUAACUUUGUCUUAUGUCCGGUAAGAAAUUAAAGUUUAACUA
Brassica oleracea var. oleracea is the source of this 980-nucleotide messenger RNA. RefSeq lists its product as uncharacterized. The record is from RefSeq and is a predicted model, not a curated record. Lineage: Eukaryota; Viridiplantae; Streptophyta; Magnoliopsida; Brassicales; Brassicaceae. The transcript has 3 exons. The coding region runs from base 190 to 837 and encodes 215 amino acids.